This is a messenger RNA of Liolophura sinensis, 960 nucleotides long. RefSeq lists its product as uncharacterized. Lineage: Eukaryota; Metazoa; Mollusca; Polyplacophora; Chitonida; Chitonidae. The record is from RefSeq and is a predicted model, not a curated record. Bases 27 to 533 code for a protein of 168 amino acids. The transcript has 5 exons.
CUCUACAGCCUACUCCACACGUCAAGAUGAAGCUUACGCUGAUAGCUGUUGUCCUGGUUUCCAUGCUACUGGUCCAGGAGGCAGAAUCAGGUUGGUUCCGGAAGGUCGGAAGAGCCAUUCGCCGUGUCUGGACACCCCUUUGCUCACAGGCGUGUCCUAGAUACUGCACGGGAGGAGUUGUAUGCGAAUUUGGCUGUGGGACUUUAUGUGGCAAGAGAAAGAGGGCGGCUUUCAUAAACGGCACCCACCUAACUCGGCUGCCAAGAAACUUUGACUUUUACGACCUGAACGAUGAUGACUUCGUCAGUCGGCAGGAAAUUGCCACCACACUAGGCCACUCCGUGAACGAAGUUGGACUGAUCGUGGCCUUCAACACUACUGACAUCGACCAAGACAACAAGCUGACUGAAGAGGAACUUUUUUCAUCAAAGACGUUUGUGUUUGUUGACGACCCGGUUGAGCCCGACACCACACUUCCCCCGCUGACCACACUUCCCCCACUGACCACCGAUGACACUGACCUUGAACACUGAAUGACUGGACCUCGAUAUGGUCGACCGCUCUAUCCGACCACAUGCUGAUUAUGUUACUUCUGUUGACAUAGCAUGUAUUGUCUUUCCAAUAUUUUAAAACUGCUGUAAUUUGACGCCAUUUUUAUUUGGUGUUUCAUGGGCAAAUUCAAAAAAAUGGAACAAAAAUAUUUUUACUGUCUUUAUGGUUUUUUUUAAUGACUUCAAAGUUUUCAGUGUUUACACAUCACGUAAAUGCAUGUUUUCAGCAGGAAAGGUUGCUGCGACAGUCACACAACUUAGAUCUUUAGAAGAAAAGAGAUGAAUUCUGUCCGGAAAACAAAAGUUGAAGAUGUUUUAAAAUGUUUAAGAUAAUAAAUUUGUGACUUGUAUCGUGGUAAUGAAUAUCUGUAUAGCUUGAAUUAUACAAAAAAUAAAAAGUUUCAGAUGG